Molecule: messenger RNA, 3202 nt
Organism: Pyricularia grisea
Lineage: Eukaryota; Fungi; Ascomycota; Sordariomycetes; Magnaporthales; Pyriculariaceae
Exons: 4
Coding region: 393-2801 (802 amino acids)
Biological process (GO): vesicle-mediated transport
Cellular component (GO): endocytic vesicle; cytosol
Molecular function (GO): small GTPase binding; guanyl-nucleotide exchange factor activity; ubiquitin binding
Source: RefSeq, a predicted model, not a curated record
CCCCGGCCCGUGACGUUGCCUGUGUGCAAGUGACCGAUGCCCCGCCAUCCAGAAACGCUCCGAUCCUAGUGACACUAUACAUGCCUUUGCUUGAAGAGCUACUGAGCAAAGGUCGGACAACCGUCGCCCCUAGAAGAAGGAUCAUUCACUCAUUUCGAACCUAUCACAGCCGGCCCGCCUCGCAUUCGGUCACGAGAAAUCCCAGAUCCGGGCCUAAACUAUCCAGACCGAAACCGUAUUGCCACUCAGCCUAGACUGAGGGACCUAGCUGCGCUUCGUCGUAGAUCCAAACUCAAUUGUUUUCCGAUCUAACCACGCAUCCUGGAUAUCCGACCUUUGCAAACACGACCUCAAACAUCGGGCACGGAGCCCCACCGGUUGAGCUCCGUUGCAUGUCAUCUUCCGACCGAACGGGCCAGGAGUCCAAGCUCACGAGCUCCGUCUCGGAACAUGCUCCCCAGGUCACCACGGCCGCAGAGUUGAAUUCGUCUCUGCCUGUCGAAUCCUUUGAAGAAGACCUGAAGAACCCGUCGACCACCACGGCUUUCAAGAUGGCUCCACGAGAUGAGAACCAGCUCAACGGUCAGGUCGAGGACCUGAUAGACCUCAACGAGGCACCGUCACUCUCAAGUACAGAGGUUGUCAAGGAUAAGACGGUAACUGGCACGGAACAAAGGCCAACAACGGAGCCACUAGCACAGGAACAUCCCGAAACUAUGGAAUCGUCGAUAGCAACCCUCAAGCCUACCAGUCCACCAUCAACAACCGUUGCAACACAAUACCUGACCAUCGAGGCCAGCACCUACAUCGACCCGACCCCACCAACUCCAGACGGAUCACAACCCCCAUCCCGAACGCCCUCCAACGCCCGUCGCUCCUCAAAUGCAACCUCACCAGCCGCCUCUGACGGUGCAUACGACUUUGACAAGCGAUAUGUCAGCGAAGAUGAACAGGAACAUGGUGGGAGCAGCAGCCGGUCUGAGAUUCAGAGCAUCAUGGAGCAGUUCACUGGCGACGGUGGCGGCCCAGGUGCCGAUGAGGUCAUGUCGCCGCGACUUGAGAUUGCUGGACCCAUGCUGGGAACGCCGCAGCAGCACCCGCCUAGAAAGUCGAGUCUCGAGCCGCUAGCGCCGAGUAUCGCAUCGCAUUUUCAGGAUCUAAAUGUGUCCGCCUCUCCACCAUCUGCAGGGAAGGCCAAGGAGGUGGCAGUGGAGGACGAGGCGGGACCACCAGUGCCGCCUAAGGACAUCACUGUUCCCGACCCCGCGACGUCGCAAGACAGCCUGGCCGAGCAAGUGCUCUCGCCAACUGUAUCGAUGCACCGGCCGCCACCGCCCGAGCCUGACGAAGAGCCAGCCCUUCCGUUUGACUUCCACCGCUUCCUCGAACAGUUGCGGAAUAAGAAGGCCGAUCCUGUAGCCCGGUACCUGAAGUCAUUUCUUUCCGAAUUUGGAAAGCGGCAGUGGAUGGUUCAUGAGCAAGUCAAGAUUAUUGGCGACUUCCUUGCUUUCAUUGCCAACAAGAUGGCACAGUGUGACGUAUGGCGUGAGGUUUCGGACGCGGAGUUUGACAAUGCACGUGAAGGCAUGGAAAAGCUCGUCAUGAACCGCCUCUACACUCAGACCUUCUCGCCUGCCAUACCUCCACCACAACCCAUACCAGGGUCUAAGCCAAACAGGAAGCGAGGCGGCGAGCGGCCGAUGGGGCCCGGAAGGAGAGGUCAGCAUCAGGAGGAUGUUGAAAGAGACGAGAUCCUGGCACAAAAGAUCAAGAUCUAUGGUUGGGUGAGGGAAGAACAUUUGGACAUACCCCCGAUCGCGGAGAGUGGACGAAGGUUCUUGAAGCUUGCGCAGCAGGAGCUACUCAAGAUAUCAACAUAUCGAGCACCACGUGACAAGAUAAUAUGCGUUUUGAACUGCUGCAAGGUUAUAUUCGGACUACUCAAACACUCCAAGUCGGACUCCUCCGCCGACUCCUUCAUGCCGUUACUCAUCUACGUCGUCCUCCAAGCCAACCCUGAUCAUCUGGUAUCCAAUGUGCAGUACAUAUUACGAUUCAGGAACCAAGAGAAACUGGGUGGCGAGGCCGGAUAUUAUCUCUCAUCCCUAAUGGGUGCGGUGCAGUUCGUGGAAAACAUGGACCGGACAACCCUAACCAUCACUGACAACGAGUUUGAGCAAAAUGUUGAAAGGGCAGUAAUGGAAAUCGCAGAGAAGCACCCGCCGCAGUCACCACCCCUCCCACCUUCACAGUCAGAAAAGCCACACUACAAUUCUCACCAUAACAACCACUACAACGCUGGUGAAUCAUCGUCAACCUCAGCUAGACCAUCUCUGGACAUCAUAUCCGACGGCGUCAGACCUGGCACGCCUCGGCGCUCGACGGACGGCGGCGAGUCGUCAGAUGUGGACAAGGAGGCCCCCAUUUCGGGCUUGCUGCGAUCUAUUCAGCGGCCGCUCAGCCAUAUUGGACGCAUGUUUACCGACGAACCGUCUCCUGUUUCAGGUCCGAGCCGAGGUAGCCCCGUACACACCCCACAGCCGCGGCGAUCCGAGGAGGCACCAGGGCAGCAGCAGCAAAAGAUUCGACAGCACUUGUCAGCAGAAGAAGCGGCGGCAAGGCAGGCAAGCGCAGAGGCGGCAGAGGCACAGAGGCUUCACCGUGCUGAGCAUGCCAACAUUGUCGAAACAUUGGCGGGCAUGUUUCCAGACCUGGAUCGUGACAUCAUCAGCGAUGUCGUGUAUCAGAAGGAGGGAAGGGUUGGAUUGGCUGUUGACGCGUGCCUUGCGCUGUCGGCAUGAGGGGAUGAGAGGAAGAUAUUCUCAACUAGACAUGUUUAAGGCCAUAUGAAUAUAUAUACUGGCCAGGCACGAAGCCAAGUAUAUGCGUAACUGCGCUUAACGAUGAUCCGUUUCGCAGCUGGGAGGCUAAUUGCUAAUAUCGGAGGAUGACGGCCAGCAUCUGCUACCAACACUGGGGAGACUGAGUUUGAUGUCGUUUUAGCCAGCAUUGCUCCACAACGAAACGUGGCAUUGUAUCUUGAUUGAAUCGAAAGCAUAGCCGCAAUUUGCAGGUUUUUAUGUUGGAAAGAGGAAGAAGGUUCCCAGUCCAGUUAGGAUAAAUCCUGGAUAUCCCAAAUUUCGGGGAAACGAGUUGUGUCGAACAGUUCGGUCAAACUCAAUGAUGAUGACUUUUCCCCGAA